Scutellospora calospora is the source of this 351-nucleotide messenger RNA. The record is from the annotation of a GenBank genome assembly. Lineage: Eukaryota; Fungi; Glomeromycota; Glomeromycetes; Diversisporales; Gigasporaceae.
AUGAUUCCUUAUUAUCGUGCAGUAAUAAAACGUUUAGCUCGUGAAGCAUACGAUCGUCUGCCUCCUUCUGGAUUCCUCGUUAUAGGCGGACAAGAUGUUCGAACAUCAGACAAUAAAUUAUGGCCUCUUAGUAUGCUUUUUAUGGAAGAUGUGAAUAAUUCAGUUGGAGAAGAUAAAAUGCCACUGAAGGAGCUUGUGAUCACUGUACCAGAUGGUUACGCGAAAGAUAAGAAAAAGAUUUGUUCACAUGAAGAUUAUACAGAAGAACGAUGUAUUGUAGAUGAAGAAGAAAAUGCUGUGCAAUUGCCUAUAGUUCAUGCAUGUUAUCUUAUAUUUAUGAAACUUAGAUAA